This is a messenger RNA of Marmota flaviventris (yellow-bellied marmot), 411 nucleotides long. RefSeq names its product H3.4 histone, cluster member (gene H3-4). Gene Ontology annotation, cellular component: nucleosome. Lineage: Eukaryota; Metazoa; Chordata; Mammalia; Rodentia; Sciuridae. The record is from RefSeq and is a predicted model, not a curated record. Gene Ontology annotation, molecular function: protein heterodimerization activity; structural constituent of chromatin; DNA binding.
AUGGCUCGAACCAAGCAGACGGCUCGCAAGUCUACCGGUGGCAAGGCACCACGAAAGCAGCUGGCCACCAAGGUGGCUCGCAAGAGUGCACCUGCAACCGGAGGAGUGAAGAAGCCACACCGCUACCGACCAGGCACUGUGGCCUUGCGUGAGAUCCGCCGCUACCAGAAGUCUACUGAGCUGCUGAUUCGCAAGCUGCCGUUCCAGCGCCUGGUGCGCGAGGUUGCGCAGGAUUUCAAGACCGACCUGCGCUUCCAGAGCUCCGCUGUGAUGGCUUUGCAGGAGGCUUGCGAGUCCUACCUGGUGGGGCUCUUCGAGGACACCAACCUGUGCGCCAUCCACGCCAAGCGCGUCACCAUCAUGCCCAAAGACAUCCAGCUGGCCCGCCGCAUCCGCGGGGAACGGGCUUAG